Molecule: messenger RNA, 1671 nt
Organism: Camelus dromedarius (Arabian camel)
Lineage: Eukaryota; Metazoa; Chordata; Mammalia; Artiodactyla; Camelidae
Product: BOLA class I histocompatibility antigen, alpha chain BL3-7
Exons: 8
Coding region: 72-1253 (393 amino acids)
Biological process (GO): immune response; antigen processing and presentation of endogenous peptide antigen via MHC class I via ER pathway, TAP-independent; positive regulation of T cell mediated cytotoxicity
Cellular component (GO): external side of plasma membrane
Molecular function (GO): peptide antigen binding; signaling receptor binding
Source: RefSeq, a predicted model, not a curated record
AGAAGCCAAUCACGUCACCGCGGUUCCCGGUUAUGAAAUCCGCAAAGACCCGCUUAAGCUGAGCUUCCAUUAUGACUCCGAGCAGGCGGGUCACGACGCCCGGAAGCCUCCUCUUGCUGCUCUCGGGGACCCUGGCCCUGAACGAGACCUGGGCGGGCUCCCACUCUCUGAGGUAUUUCGAGACCGCCGUGUCCCGGCCCGGCCGCGGGGAGCCCCGCUUCAUCUCCGUCGGCUACGUGGACGACACGCAGUUCGUGCGGUUCGACAGCGACGCCCCGAAUCCGAGGGAGGAGCCGCGAGCGCGGUGGGUGGAGCAGGAGGGGCCAAGGUAUUGGAAUCGCAAUACGCGGAUCUACAAGGACACCGCACAGUGGUACCGAGGGAGCCUGAACACCCUGCGCGGCUGCUACAACCAGAGCGAGGCCGGGUCUCACACCGUCCAGAGCAUGUACGGCUGCGACGUGGGGCCGGACGGACGUCUCCUCCGCGGGUACAGGCAGUUCUCCUACGACGGCAAGGAUUACAUCGCCCUGAACGAGGACCUGCGCUCCUGGACCGCGGCGGACGCGGCGGCUCAGAUCACCCUGCGCAAGUGGGAGGCGGCCGGUGAUGCGGCGGAGCAGGAGAGGAACUACCUGGAGGGCACCUGUGUGGAGUCGCUCGGCAGAUACCUGGAGAAAGGGAAGGAGACGCUGCAGCGCGCAGACCCUCCGAGGACACAUGUGACCCACCACCCCAUCUCUGACCAUAAGGCCACCCUGAGGUGCUGGGCCCUGGGCUUCUACCCUGCGGAGAUCUCACUUACCUGGCAGCGCGAUGGGGAGGACCAGGCGCAGGACACGGAGCUCGUGGAGACCAGGCCUGCAGGGGACGGGACCUUCCAGAAGUGGGCAGCCCUGGUGGUGCCUCCUGGAGAGGAGCAGAGAUACACGUGCCAUGUGGAGCAUGAGGGGCUUGAGGAGCCCCUCACCUUGAGAUGGGAGCUGAUGCCUCAGCCCACCGUCCCCAUCAUGGGCAGAAUUGUUGGCCUGGUUCUUUUUGUCGUCGCUGCAGCUGUGGUGGCGGGAGCUGUGAUCUGGGGGAAGAGGCGCUCAGGUGAAAACGGAGGGAGAUUUGCUCAGGCUGCAAUUUCUCUCCUGUAUUUCUCUGUGUUUCUCUCCUGUCCUGAUUUUGUUCUCCCCGAGGCAGUGACAGUGCCCAGGGCUCUGAGGUUUCACUCACGCAUCCCAGAGUGUGAGACAGCUACCUUGUGAGGGACUGAGUGAUGCAACAUUUGUUCACGACCCACUAUGUGACUUCAGAUCCCCUGACUCCUGUUUCUGCAGCCGCACCUGAAUGUGUCUGUGCUUCUAUUAGCAUAAUGUGAGGAGGUGGGGAGACUGGCCCACCCCUGCCCCCCACACCCCUCCCUCCCACCCUCUCCCCACCCUGACCUGUGUUCUGUUCCCUGGUUGACUUUCCUUUUCCAGCAGAAGCAGGGCUGGGCCGUCUCCAUCCCUGUCUUAACUUUGUGUUGUACUUUGUAAUAAUGUUUUAUUCUCCUAAUGAAAAUAAAUCUGGGUAUGAAUUUUUCUUUUAUAAUUGGUACCAUGAGGCUUGAGGAGAUAGUAAAGGUGAGGAUUCCUAAAGUUUGAGAGUGGAAAUAAAUGGAGCACUGAGAAACUUCCAGAA